AGAAGUUGAUUAGUUUGAGUCUGAGAGAAAACAAAAAGGUUAAAAUGAAGUAAGAGGACGAUGAUGAAGAUGAAUGGAUGGUGACCAGAGGAAGAGGAGGAGACGUUCAGUGAGGAUGAGGAAUGUUUGGGAUGAAGAAGACGUCGUUCUGCCCUGGGGAAUCAAAGCGUUUGAUUGGUCUGAUCAGUGACAGGUUGAUGAUGUUCAUCUUCAUACAGGAGCAGAAUCAACCGGGCCUGUUUCUUCUUCUCCUGCCUUUUUGCUACGGCUGAUCCGUUGCCAUGGCGACCAGAUGAACGCCGUCCGCCAGUCAGAACGGUCGGGUUCUGAUCCGGGUUUUCUGUUGUUCUCAGGAGGUUCUGCUGAAGCGGGCCGCCGACCUGGUGGAGGCGCUGUACGGCAUGCCGCACAACAACCAGGAGAUCAUCCUGAAGCGCGCCGCCGACCUGACCGAGGCGCUCUACAGCGUGCCGCGCAGCCACAACCAGCUGCCGUCGCUGGCCGGCUCCGCCGCUCACUCCGGCAUGAUGGGCGUCAACUCCUUCAGCAGCCAGCUGGCCGUCAACAUCAGCGAGGCAACGCAGGCCGACCAGGGUUAUUCCCGUAACUCCAACAGCGUGUCGCCGCGCGGCUACGUGCCGAGCUCCACGCCGCAGCAGUCCAACUACAACACCAUCACGUCCUCCAUGAACGGAUACGGCGCCGCCAUGACCAACCUGGGUGUUCCCGGCUCCCCCGGAUUCCUCAACGGAUCCACCGCCAACUCUGCUUACGCAAUCAAGCAGAAGAGCGCCUUCGCCCCCGUCGUGCGGCCUCAGACCUCCCCACCCCCCACCUGCACCACCACCAAUGGCAGCAACCUCCAGGCCAUGGCCGGCCUCAUCGUGCCCCCCAUGUGAGGAAACCCUGAACCAGAACCAGAACCGCCAGCAGCAGGACUUCCCGGACGGACCCUGCUGGUUCUGCUCCUCUGGAACUGGACGGUUCUGAAGAAAAUGCAGAACAGAACAUUUCCUCCUCCAUAGACCGGACGUUUGGGUUUCCUCGUACCAGGAAAUGGUUCCGGUUCUGGUUCGGGUCCAGUGGGUCACAUGCUGCUCCUGGUUUGUUCCUCUGCUGAUGAACAUCUGGAUCUUCUGCUGCUCCUCCAGAUGUUUGUAGCUCCAGAGUUGGUUCUGUUGGACUCUUGAGGUUCUCCAGAACCCGUCCUGCUCCCAGUGGAUCCAGUUGGACCUAGUCCAGUUCAUUCUGUUUGGUUUGUUUGAAUCCGAGCGGGACCAGAAUGUUCCAGUCCAGCGGAGUGUUUUUCUUCUGGUCCCAUGCUGUCCGCCAUGUUUGUUUCCUCAGGCAGGAAACAGGAAGCUGCAGAGUUUAGCUUCCCGUUUCCUGUUCACGUUUCUUUCUGUGGCCCGGUUUGGUUCGUGUCCAGUUCCGGGUCUGACCCAGUUCUGUUCCUCUGGGUUGUGAUUCUUUUCCAUGUUUUUCUGAGCAAUUCAAUCUAGAAACCUGAAAAUCUUUUAGAUUCUGUAAAAUCAAAAAAUAAAAUCCCGUUUUUGUAAAAAAAAAAAUAAAAAAUUAAAAAAAUAAAUAAAUCAGGUGGCGACCUCAGAAAGCAGGAAGUAAAACUUUCAUCACUUUUGUAUAAAAAGUUUUUUUCCGAUAUUUAACUUUUUGUAAACGACUGUGUUUUUGCUGCUUUUCCUCGUCGGUGUUUUAUUGUGAAAUCUAUAUUCUUGCUUAUUUCUAAAUGCACUGUCAUGGUUGGAGCACUAAAGAAGAGAACGAUGAAACCACAAGCCGUCCCUGCCACAACAAACCUUUAUGCUAACCUCAUAAUGUCACGCAAUACUCCAGGACAUUCCAGGACUUUCCAGGACUUUCCUACAUCAGGGACAGAAUGGUUGGUUCUUUUUAUGAGCAUCAGUUUUUAAAACGUUCUGUCCCCUGAUCCGGAUCGUCAGAACCGGGUCCAGGUUAGAUCUCCAGAAACAAAGGAACAUUUUAACAAAAUCAAGAACUUAAAGUUAGGAAAAUUUGGUUAAAAUGUUCAAGUUUAUGAAGUUAUUUGUUGUUUCUGUUUUGUUUCUGCAGAGAAAAGAGAAUAUUUCAGUUUUCAGGAUUUUCUCAGGUUCUCCAAAACUUUCAAGGUUUUCAUUUCUUCAUUCCCAGCCGUGAGAAAUGAUUCUGAAAAUUAAUAUGAAAUCCUGUGAAGUUUCAGUGAAAAACUGAUUAUUUUAGCUUUAAUGUUGACAUUCGCUCCAUUUCUGGCUCCACUCUCAAAAUGUUUCAUUUCCUGAACUGCUCCAGGUUUUCCAGGCUUUUCAAGGGAGCGGGGUUGAUGGUGACUGGGAAUAAAAUGCUGUUUCCAUGGGAACCAGCAGCUCCAGUUACUUCCUCCUGAACUCUGCGACCUAGGACCAGCCGUCUCCAAUCAGGUCCUCAGUUCAGAAACGUUUUGCUCUCUUCAAUGUGAAAGAGGCCAGAGGUUUAUGAUCUUUGUGAAAUAUGAAAUAUAUCAAAGUAUAUCAAAGCACAAUGUUUACUUAUUGUCUUUAAAACGGCCCCCCGGGGCCCAGGUUUUUCUGUCUCCAGCUGUAAAUUGCUGCAUGUCUUCUGUUCUCAGAUGUUUGCUGUGAUUCGUGCUUUUGUACAUAAACGGAAUAAUAAAGAUUAACGUUUGGCUUUAA
Poecilia latipinna (sailfin molly) is the source of this 2687-nucleotide messenger RNA. Its product is annotated as transcription factor COE3-like. NCBI's taxonomy places the organism in Eukaryota, Metazoa, Chordata, Actinopteri, Cyprinodontiformes, Poeciliidae. The record is from RefSeq and is a predicted model, not a curated record. Gene Ontology annotation, biological process: regulation of DNA-templated transcription. The transcript has 5 exons. Bases 402 to 899 code for a protein of 165 amino acids. Gene Ontology annotation, molecular function: DNA binding.